AUGAAUACCACAGAAAGAGAACUCCAACCCGGCUUCAGGAGGAGCCAUAUGACAUCCGUAAAGGGACCGAGAACUAGAAGCGUUGUAACAUUUAAUCCAACAACGAUUGGUCCAGGUGAAGAGCUGUACAUUAACAUCCCCAAACUAAAGUCCGACUCUUGCCUAGUUCCAGGAUCGCUUGCACUACUAUUUGACUUCAAAAAUUCCAAUACAAAGAGCCGAUUUAAUAAUAACCUAGCUAAGUUGAUAGCUAAACGUCUUCAGAUUAAAGUAGCAGGUGAAACAGCUUAUGACUGUUCAGGAGAGAGUUUGUACGAAAUAUACAAAGAUCUAUGGCUAACACUAGGCGACAGAAAUAAGAUGACUGAACAGGGUCUUGCAAGUGAGAAUCUCAGGAAGUUAAUAUCAGGUGAUGACUCAGGAGUAAAAGUAGGUGAUGCCGGUAAAGUAGCAGAUGGACUUCUCCACAGUGUGUACGGUUCUAAGCUUAGAAAACCAAUUGAUAAAAUAAUUGCAGACCACGGACUCUACACACCGUUCUCCAUGAAUAACAAUCCUAUGUACAUCCUCACACUCCCGCAAUCAGAUGAAAUUAUGACCGCCCAGGGAGGUGAAGCUAAGGGUAAUUAUAAACUGGACAAUCUUGAGUUAGAAUACGAGACCAUUGAGAAUGACGCCCUUGCAAGUGAAGUAUCAAGGUUGUAUUGA
Molecule: messenger RNA, 708 nt
Organism: Paramuricea clavata
Lineage: Eukaryota; Metazoa; Cnidaria; Anthozoa; Malacalcyonacea; Plexauridae
Source: the annotation of a GenBank genome assembly